Mixia osmundae IAM 14324 is the source of this 1182-nucleotide messenger RNA. RefSeq lists its product as uncharacterized. The transcript has 4 exons. NCBI's taxonomy places the organism in Eukaryota, Fungi, Basidiomycota, Mixiomycetes, Mixiales, Mixiaceae. The record is from RefSeq and is a predicted model, not a curated record. Gene Ontology annotation, molecular function: nucleic acid binding. Bases 1 to 1182 code for a protein of 393 amino acids.
AUGUCAAGCCUGAAGCGUGAAUCGCCAGAUGAUCAGGACUCGGAUGGAGCCAGCAGCAGUGGCUAUGGAUCUAUUGUCUCGAGGUCACCGUCCCCGGAGACAGCACAUAGCUCCACGCAUGCUGGCAAGCGCCGAGCUGUGACUCCCGACUACGGCCAGCAAUUGCCUAUAAAGGCCGAUAAUGUCGGUCAGCGACUGCUCGAGCGUAUGGGAUGGCAAGCAGGCCAAGGGUUAGGCCUCAAUGGACAAGGCCGGAUUGAGCCUAUCCAGGUCGUCUACAAGGCCGACCUCAUGGGUCUCGGCAAGGUCGAGCUCGAACGAGACAUGCUCGACAAUGCCUCCCUCAGGCAGCGCACGCUAGAUUCGAUCAAGCUGGCUCGCGAGACGGACGAGCAAAGAGCAGCGAGAGAAGCCAGGGUCGCUCGCGAAGCUGCGGUGAAAGCAGAAAUAGUCUCGGCCAUCGAGAAGUUCCACUGUCAGCUAUGCGACAAAGCAUAUGUCAACGUGCGGCAAUACGACGAGCAUCUCAACUCAUAUGACCAUCACCACAAGAAACGCUUCCUCGAGCUCAAGGCAGAAUCACGCGCUGCUGCUGCCGUCUCCGGCCAGCUCGACAAACGCAAGGAGAAAGAGCGCAAACGCGAGGAGCGCGAGUUCGCUCGCCUCGCGCAAGCUGCUGGCGUCAUGCAGUCUCAGCCUGUGCAACCCAUUCGCGCGAUAGCUACAGAGAACGCGAUGACUGCCGCCGCACCUGCGCAGAAAAGCUCCGGCGGCUUCAAACGCAUUGCAGUGACGGUACCUGUUCGAACUGCACCGUUGCAUUCCGACAGCAGUGUCUCGGCGCUUGAUACAAAGUCGCCCAUCACAACGACUCCAAGUAGUACGGCAGCCGAACCGGUCGCGGACGCAGCGGUAGCAUCUACAGCGCCGACAUUUCGACCAUCAGCUUUCAGAAGGAUACCUGCAGUUGCGCCUCGAGCGCAGCCUGAGCUCCCCACGGCGGAUCAGUGGCGGCCACCGGAUGCGGAGCCUUUGCAUCCGCUGUUGAGCGGUGCUGCCGAAGUGGAGGCGGACAGCAUCGAUGCGCUGCUCGAUGCGAACAUGCCUGCAAGGAAACCGCGACCUUUUGUGAGAAAGGGCGGCACUGCGGCAUGGUCCAACUUUCGCAAGGGCAAGACAUGA